GCAAGUAAAGAAAGAAAGAAGGCAUAGCAGCAGCCUUGGGCGAUAGAAAUCGCUGGAGCUUCUUGAAUGCAGUUUUUUUCGUACUUGACUUGGUCUCUUCUAUCCGCAUUAAAUUUUACAAGAAAAAAAAAAGCAGGGAAUCUACAGCAGCCUUUAACUCAUUAAGGAAGAAGUCAGAGCCACUGACUCUUCAGAUACCCUUCUACACAUAACUCCAAACAAGAAAGCCUCAAAUCCAUUUCGCACUCACCCACGAAACGCUUUCACUUAUGUGUUUUUUAUUUUUUGGAAUCUUAAAAAACUUGAGGUUGUCUGAAAUGUAGACAAACAGGUGAAUACAAGAUAGACUAGUGUACAAGGUCUCAGUCUUUGUUUACACAGAUUACUUGUAAUCAACCAUGUCAAGAUGAAUUUAAUGGAUGGAUAUCUUAUUGUUCAGACAAGCACAGGCGCUUGUAAAUAUAUGCAUCUCCGCUGUUGAUAUCUGCUUGAUUUGAUUUCUGAUUUUCAGGUUCGGUUUCUGUUCACUUCUUGUGAUUUCUUGUCAAUCUUUUCUUUCUCUGAAUUCUUAAUACUUACACAGGGAACUCUCGACGUCUGUAAAUUUCCUGAUUUUGUUUUGUUAGUUACUUCUAUAAUUUCAAGAAAAAAUGGAAAAUUCUGAUAGCAGAAGCAUUUCUGAGAUUGAAUCAGAGCAACAAGCCUCGACAGAAGAGGCGGUAUCACUUGCUAAGAACUUGGAAUUCGAUAGAGAAGUAUUCGCUGAAUUUGCAGUUCUGCUUGACAAGUUCACACCGAUUCUCAUAUCAAUAAACGAUAAUGAAAAACUCAUGGACAGGCCAUCAGUUCAAAAGGCAGUUGGAUCCAUUGAAAAAGAGCUUAGUCGCGCUAAGGACUUAAUUGAAGGAGCUUGUUCAAGAUCCCCCAUCAAGCAGAUUGAGGUUGUUACUCAAGAACUUGGGAGAUCAUUAGGCCUUGUUCUCUUUGCAAGUAUUGAUGCAUCCACAGAAGUCAAACAAAGUAUUGCAGCAUUACACAGAGAAUUGAUGAAUGUGAAGUUUGAUACCAGUUUUACUCCAAGUCCAAGUCCAAGUCUCAGUCCUAGUCCCAGUCCUUGUGCAAAUCAUGGUCCUAGACCAAACAAAGAAUCAGGGUUUGUUAGUGAGCAACAUUCUUUUAUUAAUGAAAUCGAGGAGGAAAAAAUUAGUCUUAGCAUUGAUGAUGUUGUGCGACAUCUCAAGUGUGGAAAUGAUGAAGAAUUCAGGCUUGCACUUUUGGUCUUAGGUGAUUUAAUUAGGGAUCAAGUAAUUGAAAAGGAGUGGAUUAAUGACGAAGAUAUCAUUCCAAUUCUGUUUAAUCGACUUGGCUCGAGCAAGCCUCACAACCGGUUAACCACCAUCCAGAUACUGAGAAUUCUUGCUUUGGAGAAUGAUGAAAACAAGGACAAAAUGACAGAUGCAGUCUGUUUGUCAGUGUUGGUGAAAUCUUUGGCACGCGACGCGGAUGAAGGAAGGGAAGCUGUAGGACUGUUGUCAGAACUCUCUGAUAUUUCUGCCGUUAGGAGAAGGAUUGGAAGAAUUCAAGGGUGUAUUGUUAUGUUAGUCACCAUGCUUAAUGGGGAUGAUCCAACUGCUUCACAAGAUGCGGCGAAGUUGUUGGUUGCACUGUCAAGCAAUCCUCAAAAUGUGCUUCAUAUGGCUGAGGCUGGUUACUUUAAACCUCUAGUUCAUUGUCUGAAGGAAGGCUCUGAUAAGAGCAAGGUCCUCAUGGCAUCAGCAGUUUCAAGGAUGGAGCUCACAGAUCUGUGCAGAGCCUCCCUUGGCGAAGAUGGGGCAGUUGAACCCCUUGUAAGGAUGUUUAAAUCCGGAAAACUUGAAGCCAGGCUAGCUGCUUUAAAUGCAUUACAAAAUCUAUCAAACUUGACAGAAAAUGUAAAACGUUUAAUCAGUUCAGGCAUUGUAGUACCCCUGCUCCAGCUACUGUUUUCCGUGACAUCUGUCCUUAUGACUCUCCGUGAGCCGGCAUCUGCAAUACUUGCAAGGAUUGCUCAAUCAGCAACUAUUCUGGUUAAACAAGACGUAGCCCAGCAGAUGCUCUCACUUUUGAACCUGUCUAGUCCGGUGAUUCAGUAUCAUCUCUUGCAAGCUCUAAAUAGUAUUGCAUCCCACUCUAGUGCAUCCAAAGUAAGAAGAAAAAUGAAGGAAAAUCGUGCAGUCCAGCUUCUUUUACCCUUCCUGGCAGAAAGCAACACCAAUACCAGAACUGCUGCAUUAAAUUUGCUUUACACCCUUUCUAAAGAUUCACCAGAAGAGUUCAUGGAACAGCUCGGAGAAUCCUAUCUCAGUAAAAUUGUCAGUAUCAUCUCAUCACCAGAAUCUGAAAGUGAAAAGGCUGCCGCAAUCGGCAUUUUGAGCAAUCUUCCUGUUGGCAACAAGAAAUCAACAGAAGCACUGAAAAAAUUACAUUUUCUGCCCAUUCUGAUCUCACUAAUGAGUUCGGGCGCAUCAUCAUCAACAACAUGGUUAGAAGAGAGCAUCUCAGGCAUCCUUAUUCGCUUUACCGUUCCUUCUGAUAAGAAAUUGCAGCUUUUUUCAGCAGAACUAGGGAUUAUUCCUAUCCUUGUGAAGUUGCUGUCAAGUGAAUCAUCAGUAGCCAAGUGUAGAGCAGCAACCUCACUAGCUCAACUAUCGCAGAACUCCCUAGCCCUUCAAAAGUCCAGAAAAUCGCGGUGGAUAUGUAUGCCUCCUUCUGCACACACUUUCUGCCAAGUCCAUGAUGGCUAUUGCGUCAUUAAAAGCACAUUUUGUUUGGUCAAGGCCGGUGCUGUCCCUCCACUGAUCCAAAUAUUGGAAGGUAAAGAUAGGGAAGCUGAUGAAGCUGCCCUCAACGCCCUCGCAACGCUCUUGCAAGAUGAAAUUCGGGAGAGUGGAAGCCUCUACAUAGCCAAAACAUCUGGUGUUCAAGCCAUAAUAAGAGUGUUGGAAUCAGGAACUGUAAAAGCUCAAGAAAAGGCACUGUGGAUGUUGGAGAGAAUUUUUAGAAUUGAAGAGCAUAGAUCACAAUAUGGAGAAUCUGCCCAGGUGGUCCUCAUCGAUCUUGCGCAGAAUGGUGAUCCAAGAUUGAAAUCAACAAUUGCAAGAGUCUUGGCACAGCUUGAGCUUUUGCAAGCUCAAUCUAGUUACUUCUGAGAGAGAAUUUACUUAGUGUGAGCAUGAUGUCGUGCAUGCAUGUGAAUUUUUUUUUUUAAUGAUUUUAUACACAUUAUUUCAUUCACUUGUUUUUCUCCCUUGAUAUAUUUAGAUUAUUUAUUAACCAGGGGAUGGAUUUCCUCUCAAA
Molecule: messenger RNA, 3336 nt
Organism: Populus nigra (black poplar)
Lineage: Eukaryota; Viridiplantae; Streptophyta; Magnoliopsida; Malpighiales; Salicaceae
Product: U-box domain-containing protein 44-like
Exons: 4
Coding region: 651-3188 (845 amino acids)
Molecular function (GO): protein binding
Source: RefSeq, a predicted model, not a curated record